Acanthosepion pharaonis is the source of this 720-nucleotide messenger RNA. Lineage: Eukaryota; Metazoa; Mollusca; Cephalopoda; Sepiida; Sepiidae. The record is from the annotation of a GenBank genome assembly.
AUGAACGAACAGGCUGCACCAACCGCUUCUGCAUCUCGGGCUUCCGAGACUCAUCAUCAAAGGCUUCUUCGUAACUUAAGAAAAUCUGCUGCCACCUCUGAAAUCAAAGGCAACAGUGACACGUUCCGCAGGCGCGCCCGUGAAUCCAGUGACGCUGCUGCAACAGCGAACACUAGGGCUGCUGAGACACCGCUUGGUAGUGCUGUUCGAAAUGCUAGGAACACUGUCACCACUGCCAGGUCGAAGGCAGCUGAAACAUUCGAACGCAGACGCGCCCAUCAAUCCAGUGAAGCUGCUGCUGCAGCUAGGUCGAGGGAGUCCGAGACUGAGCUGCAGCGGGCAACCCGCAAUGCCAGCAACGCUGCAGCAACUUCUGCUACCAGGAACUUCAAGGGCCCACAGAUUUCAAAGGCUACUACAAACAUGGUAGCUGUGCGCUAUACUCAAACUCCCCAAGCUCGCUGUAUACGCCUCGACGGCGACAUUCACCGCCUUGCGGGUGCCAGUGGUGUUACCUGUCCCCGUAGCUCGUUUUGGCCUUUCUUGGCUUUCAAUUACGACCCCAGCAUUAACCUAACUAUGUGUGACAUCAAUGUAGAGUCGAUGACCUGCGUUUCAAUUUCUGCAACUCCAGCAAAGGGGCCGGUGAGGAUGUCGGUCUGUGCUGUUCCUCUGGCAAAGUUCGACUGCCACAUCACCAUGAACAACCUACUACGAUGA